GCAGAAGGAUUUGUGGCGGAGGGGGACUCGGCAGUGGCGUUGCUGCCGCGGCGGUUUUAAAAGCAGAGCAACCCACCCCCGCACCCCCCCCCCCCCCCCCCCCCCGCGCCCGUGCCCACCUCACCUCGAUUUGCCCAAUCCAAGGUCGCGGUCGCGCGCAUCGAUCUCGCUCGGGGGGAGUUCGGGAUCUCACCUGCGCCCCGUCGAUUUCGACCCCGUCCAUCCACCCCGCGUAGCGCGAGAGAGCGGCGGCGGCGGAGAUGUCCAAGGUCUACACCCUCGAGGAGGUCGCCAAGCACAACUCCAAGGACGACUGCUGGCUCAUCAUCGGCGGCAAGGUGUACGAUGUGACAAAGUUUUUGGAAGACCACCCAGGAGGUGACGAUGUUCUGCUUUCCUCAACUGCCAAGGACGCAACUGAUGAUUUCGAAGAUGUCGGGCACAGCACCACUGCCCGUGCGAUGAUGGAUGAGUACUUGUUGGGUGAAAUCGACUCAUCAACGAUCCCUGCUAGGACGAAGUAUGUUCCCCCCAAGCAACCGCACUACAACCAGGACAAGACCCCAGAGUUCAUUAUCAAGAUCCUCCAGUUCUUGGUUCCCCUGGCAAUCCUGGGCUUGGCUGUUGCUGUUAGGAUCUACACCAAGUCAGAGUCUGCUUAGCUUUGCUGCCCUCGCCCCCUUGGGGAUUAUAAGAGUCCAAACUUGUUGAAUAAGUUAGCAACUUGUUGCUGUUAGGAUCUACACCAAGUCAUGAAUUCGUCGAAUGAUCUGAGCUAUUGUGGGUUAUGUGGUCCUGGAGUGCUUAAAGUAGGAUUGGAAUUAGUCGUACUACACAAUUUGCUAUCUCAGUUGUUGGUAAUCCUGCAUAUUGCUGGUCACUGAUUGUUUCAAAACAGCAGCUGUCAUGUCUACCUUUUUGGUGGUGUUCUGUUGACUGGUCUCAGUUACAA
Messenger RNA from Panicum virgatum (switchgrass), 952 nucleotides. Its product is annotated as cytochrome b5. The record is from RefSeq and is a predicted model, not a curated record. The transcript is spliced from 3 exons. Gene Ontology annotation, cellular component: intracellular membrane-bounded organelle; membrane. NCBI's taxonomy places the organism in Eukaryota, Viridiplantae, Streptophyta, Magnoliopsida, Poales, Poaceae. Gene Ontology annotation, molecular function: heme binding. Bases 261 to 662 code for a protein of 133 amino acids.